AUGAUGACUCUAAAGCCGCUCGCUCUGCUCGGGCUCCUAGUCCCAUCUCUAGCUUCUCCUAUUCUUGCCCAGCUGUCUUCGCUCAAUUAUACCCAAAGCCCUGCGCCUGGGGAUUUUGACCACUCACUCUCCGUUCCCGGUUUCCGGUUCCGUCUUGCCAAACCACUCGCUUCAAUCCCUAUUGAUAGAACGGUCCAAAACUACAUAGACUUGAGACGCGUUCCCUACGACGUGCGCAAACCACGUCGCUCUGCGGCGACCUUGUUUGGUCAAGUCCAGCGCAGCAGCGGUGGAAAGGGGUAUGAAAAUGUCACAGCUAUUAAUCACUACGCCGCCGAGUAUGCGGUACAAGCUUCAUUCAACGGGCGGCAAAUGGAUGUUGUUAUUGAUUCAGGGUCUGCAGAUACCUGGGUCAUAGGAUCCAACUUCAGCUGCAAGGGAAGUCUGAAUGAGACCGUAUCAGAUGAUUUAUGUGCUCUCGGCCCUGCAUUCACAGGCAACUUCACUGGGGGGGCUCUACCUAAUAUGCACUUUGCUAUUAAGUACGGGGAUGGCGAAAGCGUACAGGGCCUAUUGGGCAAAAUGGACGUCGAAUUUGCAGGAGUAACGGUUUUCGACCAGGAAAUCGCAAUUGCUAGUCAAGGCACAUGGCACGGUAAUAAUGUUACAUCUGGUAUCCUUGGGCUCGCCUACCCGUCCCUCACCAACGCUUACUGGGGAGAUGACAUUUACGACAAUAGCCAGUUUCUCUCAGUCCAAUAUUCGCCCCUUUUUACAUCGAUGGUUACCAGUGGGUUGACCGCGCCAUAUUGGGCUAUUGCUAUGGCUAGAAACUCGUCCCUUGGUUCCGUGAGCAUCGGCGGAAUGCCACCAGUGGAUAUUAGUAAGAGCGAUCAUGACCAGACCCCUAUUAUCAUUGCGGAUAUGAUCGACCGAGAUAGUACUUCUUGGAAGCCAUCUUUCUAUACCAUCGUACCGACAGCCUUUCGAUUUGGGGGAAUUACGACGGGCGGGCAUUAUCCGUUCAUCUUAGACACUGCUACAUCGUUGAUCUACCUCCCACCAGACCUAGCUGAAAUGGUGAAUGGGAAGUUCGACCCGCCUGCAUCAUACCUCUGGAAUUACGGUGCAUACUUUACAAGCUGCGAUGCUAUUCCCCCAGAUUUUGGGGUCCAGAUUGGAGGGACCACCUUCUGGGUUAAUCCUAAGGAUCUACUAAAUAGGGAGGAGAGGGAUCCUCUAACUAACCUAUGCCAAACUGGAAUCGGCAAUGGAGGUACUGGGCCUUACAUCUUGGGAAUUACAUUUUUGACCAACGUUGUUGCAAUGAUGAAUAUCGGAUCUGGAAAUAUCGAGUUCUGGAGCCACCAGUUCUACUAA
Messenger RNA from Daldinia decipiens, 1380 nucleotides. RefSeq names its product acid protease. The transcript is spliced from 8 exons. The record is from RefSeq and is a predicted model, not a curated record. Gene Ontology annotation, biological process: proteolysis. Bases 1 to 1380 code for a protein of 459 amino acids. Gene Ontology annotation, cellular component: fungal-type vacuole. Gene Ontology annotation, molecular function: aspartic-type endopeptidase activity. Lineage: Eukaryota; Fungi; Ascomycota; Sordariomycetes; Xylariales; Hypoxylaceae.